Molecule: messenger RNA, 750 nt
Organism: Pezoporus flaviventris
Lineage: Eukaryota; Metazoa; Chordata; Aves; Psittaciformes; Psittacidae
Gene: MRPL40
Product: mitochondrial ribosomal protein L40
Exons: 3
Coding region: 16-618 (200 amino acids)
Cellular component (GO): mitochondrial large ribosomal subunit; mitochondrial ribosome
Source: RefSeq, a predicted model, not a curated record
UCUUGUGCAGAAUCAAUGGCAUCACAGUCAGCUUCUCUUCAUGCUUUAUGUCCUAUUUCCUUCCUCAGUUCCUGGCUGCCCCAGGCAGUUGCAUCCCGAGGGAGUCACUGGCAGAGUUCGGUGCUGGCAUUCAGGGCAUCUCUCCCCAUGAGAGCGCAACCAAAGAAGAAGAAGAAGGUAGAUGUGAAGAGAGAGCAAGCACAGAAGGAUCGUAUGAAAAAGAGGAUUAAAAAGUUGGAAAAAACUGCCCCCGAAUUGAUUCCAAUUGAGGAUUUUAUAACACCAGUGAAGUACUCAGAUAGCAACAGGGUGCGAAGUCUUCCUGACCUGUCACCUGAGGAGACUGAAAGAAGAGUUUUACUUCUGAAAAAGUGGUGUUUGUUUAAGCAGAAACAAGAUAAUGCAGAAAAGAAAGCAAUUCGGAGCAUGGUAGAAGCUCAGCAAGAGGCACUAAAGGAACUGCGCCUUGAGUCGGAGGAGUUGUAUCAAGCAGCAAUCAGGCGAGAUAAGGGGCUUUUCCCCUUUGAGAGAGAUGGACCCAGUUACACCCCACCGCUCCCUGGCUAUGAUCCUCCUGAAGGAAAAUGCAUUGAUAUCACCAAAGUGUAUACACAGUGAUGGAGGAGUUUGUAGCUCAUCUGGCAUGAGCUACUCAGCUGAUGCAGGAGGAAAGAAUGGAGUAAGGAUGAACUACUCCUGUAGGUUAAAAUACUGUAGGUGUGAGACUGCAAAAAAUACGUAUUAAUGAAG